Molecule: messenger RNA, 2190 nt
Organism: Abrus precatorius (Indian licorice)
Lineage: Eukaryota; Viridiplantae; Streptophyta; Magnoliopsida; Fabales; Fabaceae
Product: L-type lectin-domain containing receptor kinase IV.1
Exons: 2
Coding region: 178-2190 (670 amino acids)
Biological process (GO): protein phosphorylation
Cellular component (GO): plasma membrane
Molecular function (GO): protein kinase activity; carbohydrate binding; ATP binding
Source: RefSeq, a predicted model, not a curated record
CACAGGUUGGAGAAACAGCCAAAUUAGACCCUAUAGAAAGUGAUGCGUCUCUUCUUUUUUCUUUUUACACAAGCGAAUUUGGCGUGGUGCCAUUCAGCAAUUUAGAAUGAAGGUCACAGGGUAUUUAGAACCAAGAAAUAUUUUGCAGAAGAAGCAUAUUGCAAAGUAUAGCCAGCCAUGUCCUUCAAGCUUGUGUUGGUGGUGUUUUUGUUGGUGACAGUGGUAGCCAGUGAAGAUACCAGUUUCAUCUAUAACGGGUUCCAAUCAUCCCAUUUAUAUGUCGAUGGUAUUGCUGAGUUGACUCCAAAUGGCUUACUCAGACUGACCAAUGACACAAAGCAACAAAAGGGUCAUGCUUUCUACCCAAAUCCUAUAGUUUUCAAGAACACCUCAAAUGGAACCGUGUCUUCUUUCUCGACAACUUUUGUGUUUGCCAUAAGACCCGAAUAUGCAGCUUUGAGUGGCCAUGGGAUUGUUUUUGUAGUUGCUCCAACAAAAGGGCUUCCAAAUUCUCUACCAAGUCAGUACCUUGGCCUUUUCAAUGACACCAACAAUGGCAACAGUAGUAACCAUGUGUUUGGUGUUGAACUUGACACCAUUCAGAGCAAGGAGUUUGCUGAUAUCAAUGACAACCAUGUUGGAAUUGAUAUCAAUGACUUGAAGUCAGCCAACUCAACUUCUGCAGGGUAUUAUAGUAGUGGUCGGUUUCAAAAUUUGACCCUUUUCAGUGGCUACCCGAUGCAGCUAUGGGUGGAAUAUGAUGGCGCGAAGAAGCAGAUUGAUGUUACUUUAGCUCCAAUCAACAUGGAUAAGCCACAACGCCCUUUGUUAGCAUUGACCAAGGAUCUUUCUCCAAUCCUGGACGAUAGCAUGUAUGUUGGAUUCUCAUCAUCUACUGGGUCAGUCCAUACUUCCCAUUAUAUUCUUGGUUGGAGCUUUAAGGUCAAUGGCCAGGCUCAACAGCUUACAAUCUCUCAACUUCCCAAGCUUCCUAGACUUGGUGGUAAAAAGGAGGCUAAGUUUCUCACUGUUGGGUUGCCUUUGAUUUCACUAACUUUGGUUUUUAUGUUGAGUCUAGCCGUGGCUUAUCUCAUCAAAAGGCAGAGGAAGUUUGCUGAGCUGCUAGAAGAUUGGGAACAGGAAUAUGGUCCUCAUAGGUUCAAGUACAAAGAUUUGUACUUUGCCACAAAGGGUUUCAAGGAGAAGGAGCUACUAGGAACUGGUGGAUUUGGUAGAGUCUACAAGGGUGUGAUGCCAAUUUCCAAACUUGAGGUUGCAGUGAAGAAGGUGUCUCAUGAAUCCAGACAAGGGAUGAGGGAAUUCGUGUCAGAGAUUGUAAGUAUUGGUCGUCUUCGCCACAGGAAUUUGGUUCCCCUUUUGGGCUAUUGCAGACGCAAAGGAGAGUUGCUUCUGGUCUAUGACUACAUGCCAAAUGGAAGCCUAGACAAUUAUCUUUAUAACCAACCAAAAGUGACCCUUAAUUGGAGCCAGAGAUUUAGAAUCAUUAAAGGGGUUGCUUCAGGUCUGUUUUAUCUACAUGAAGAAUGGGAGCAAGUCGUGAUCCACAGGGACAUUAAGGCUAGCAAUGUACUAUUAGAUGCAGAAUUGAAUGGUAGAUUAGGGGACUUUGGUCUUGCAAGGUUGUAUGACCAUGGAACUGAUCCUCAAACCACCCAUGUGGUUGGAACUCUUGGGUAUCUUGCACCUGAGCAUACUAGAACUGGUAAGGCAACUACAAGCUCUGAUGUGUUUGCUUUUGGUGCAUUUUUGUUAGAGGUUGCUUGUGGAAGGAGGCCUAUAGAACAUGUAGGGGAAUGUGAGACCAUAAUUCUUGUUGAUAGGGUGUUUGAUUGCUGGCAAAGGGGUAAGAUUCUUGAGGCAAAGGACCCAAAUUUGGGGUCAAAUUAUAGGCCAGAGGAGGUGGAGUUGGUGUUGAAACUUGGUUUGUUGUGCUCACAUUCAGAAUCCUUAGUGAGGCCAAGCAUGCGCCAAGUUGUGCAGUACUUGGAGAUGGAUGUACCUUUGCCAGAUUUGUCUUUGCUUAGUUUAUCUUCCACUGGCUUAACUUUUGGGCACCAUGUGGAUUUCGGGGACUUCUCAAUGUCUUAUACAUCUUCUACGGAUAAGCCAUUCUCCCACUCUACCCAAACUUCUACCGUUGCUGAAUCACUUCUCUCUGGUGGUCGUUGA